AUGCUCUCUGGUUUGCUUCCGAGCGCCCUUCAGUAUCUCAUCGCGUCGCUUGUCUGGUCGAAGGAGCCCCUGUCCGAGCCUUUCCACCCGCAGAGUCUCGCAUUCGAACUGCGGCAUGAGCACGGGCUGUCUUAUCAUGAUCGCGUGGUCUUCCGAGAUACAGUGUCAUCCGCCUUGACCCAACAGGACUUCACCCUAACGUCCAGUCGUGUCAAAGUCCACCGACCUGCCUCUGUGGCAGACUUUAUGAGCGCAAGGUUCAGACAGUCGAGUACGAUUCCGUGGGACGAGACGGAAGUCGAGGGGCCUGAUGUGACGAACCGGCAGACUCUACAGACCUUGGCUAAGAUGGCCGCAAAUGCAUACCAAGAGCCCACCGACAAAGAAUGGUACGACCUCGGCGCUGAAUGGAACAACAGCUAUCCCUUCGGAUGGGAACCAGACGCUGAUGGCUUCCGCGGCCACAUCUUUGCGACACCCGAUAAUUCGACGGUGGUCAUUUCUGUGAAAGGCACCUCCGCUGGGUGGUAUACAGGCGGCGGAGGCCCGACGACUCGGAAGGACAAGCUCAACGAUAAUCUUCUGUUCUCCUGCUGCUGCGCGCGAGUCGGCCCGACUUGGUCGACCGUGUGCGGGUGCUAUGAAGGCAAUUAUAAGUGUGACCAAGGCUGCUUGGAGAAGAGCCUGGCAGAGGAUAGUUUGUUUUACUCUGUGGGAGUUAAUUUGUACAACAACGUAACGUAUAUGUAUCCUAACUCUAAUAUUUGGCUGGUUGGCCACUCUCUGGGAGGCUCGCUCGGGUCGCUUGUUGGUGUCACAUUCGGUGUCCCCGCAGUUGCGUUUGAGGCUCCAGGUGACAAGCUCGCCGCCAAACGGCUUCACUUGCCUUCUCCUCCUUCGACGCAACACGUCACGCACGUCUAUCACACGGCCGAUCCUAUUCCUCAAGGUACUUGUACAGGUGUAAGAUCCGUUUGCGCCAUUGCGGGCUUUGCGCUCGAGACCGGAUGCCACAUAGGCAAGGUCAUCCGCUAUGACACCGUCUCAAAGCUGGGCUGGUCAGUCGACGCGCGAACACAUGGCAUCCAUGUCAUAGUCGACAGACUGCUAGCCGAGGAUUGGGACAACGAGGACAGUGGUAUCAACAUGACGAUCCCGGGGUUCUACGAAGAAGAAGAUUGUGUGGAUUGCCACAAUUGGGAGUUUGGCGACUUCCGUAACGCGUCGGUGGCCAUGUGCGCGUCGAUUCCUUGA
Messenger RNA from Postia placenta MAD-698-R-SB12, 1254 nucleotides. RefSeq lists its product as hypothetical. The record is from RefSeq and is a predicted model, not a curated record. Bases 1 to 1254 code for a protein of 417 amino acids. Gene Ontology annotation, biological process: piecemeal microautophagy of the nucleus; neutral lipid catabolic process; multivesicular body membrane disassembly. Gene Ontology annotation, molecular function: glycerophospholipase activity. NCBI's taxonomy places the organism in Eukaryota, Fungi, Basidiomycota, Agaricomycetes, Polyporales, Adustoporiaceae. The transcript is spliced from 7 exons.